AUGGCAGGAAAAGACCAAAAUGAAACUCGAAGUACCUCUCCAAACGGGUAUUCACGCGAGAUAUUGCCCAAAGACCUCCAAAAGCUAGUCGAUAGGCAGGAUGACUGGAUGGAUGACCUUUACGAGGGUCAAGGCCCAGAUUCCACUAGCACUGGUGUGCGAUAUGCCGCCUACGCAAAUCGUCUGCGCACUAUCAUGCUGAGCGCCCACCGAUACGUUGCAUAUACAUCAGAUAUUGGAGAGUCUUUCCGGCCUGUGGCCCAUCCUCUGAUGGUCCGGAGCGCGUAUGCGAUAUCGUGGGCAUAUAUCCUCGGUGAUGUUGGCCAUGAAGGGUGGAAGGCGUACAAGAGAAACCAGAGACUGCUAUAUCCUCAAGGCAAAGAAUAUUUCGACGCAAGCAAGAAAGAGCCCAUGCCUGCAACUCAAGACGUACCACAAAAAGGACCAGUACAUAUACCCGCCAUCGAGGAUUAUCGGAGUGUGAUGGCGCAACGAGCCGUCUUCCAGAGCAUUGCCUCCAUGGGGCUGCCUGCCUUCACCAUUCACAGUAUCGUGAAGUAUUCUGGAAAAGCACUGAAGAAUGCUUCAAAUGCAACAAUAAGGACAUGGGCUCCUAUCGGGCUCGGUCUUGCCGUGGUUCCUGCGCUACCUUAUUUGUUUGACAAACCUGUCGAGGAGGCCGUUGAAUGGUCUUUCUACAACGCAUUCCGUGCCAUGGGCGGGGAGAACGCUGUGGGACAGAAACAUGCUCAUGGAAGAGAAGCAGAACAGGUCGAUGAGGCAAGGGCUGCGAAGGAAAAGAAGGACUCAUAG
Molecule: messenger RNA, 813 nt
Organism: Rhinocladiella mackenziei CBS 650.93
Lineage: Eukaryota; Fungi; Ascomycota; Eurotiomycetes; Chaetothyriales; Herpotrichiellaceae
Exons: 2
Coding region: 1-813 (270 amino acids)
Biological process (GO): mitochondrial fission
Cellular component (GO): mitochondrion
Source: RefSeq, a predicted model, not a curated record